UUCCCUGACUGUGUCUGCUACGUGAGUGGUAGAGCAAGAGUGAGAGAGAGCAUGAGAGAGAAAGAGAAGGAGGUGGGGGUGCAAGUGAGGGCUGAAGAGACUGAGAAUGGAUGGGCAACGAGAAAUCGUGCGAGCGAGAGAGAAAGAGUGAGCGUGUGUGUGCUCAGAGUCUGCAGCGAAGACACAGAAAGUCUACAAGCUCACAUCAACAAGAGAGUGUGUGAGGAAGAGCUGACCAACAGCAACUCUGAAGAGUGACACAGAGAGGAAGGAGACACAGAGAGGAACAGAGAAGAAGACUCAGCAGAAGAAGAGAAGGACUGAAGACAGACUACCAGCCUUCCUCUGGUAAAAGGAGACACUACUGAGGGACUGUAGCAUCCGUCCCCUCCAGCAGCACAGAGGAGCACUGUCUCGUCUCGUGCAUGUGUUUGUGCCUGCCAACUUCAAUUUCACACUCGCCCACUGUUUUCCGUAGGUUUUGCCCUCUCCAUUCCCCAGUCAUGAUCCCUUGGGUCCUUCUGCUCCUGUGGAUCUCCGGGCAUGGGGUGGAGGCCAUGUUUUCCCAGCAGCCACAGGACCUAGUGGUGGUGGCGGGCCAGCCUGUGACGUUACCAUGCACUAUCCCUGGUUACCAUGGCGUUGUCCUGUGGAUCAAAGAUGGCCUGGCGCUGGGAGUUGGCAGAGACCUCGCUGGUUAUCCUCGUUACACAGUGAUUGGUGACCAUGGUUCAGGAGAGCAUCAUUUGCGAAUCCAGCGUGUCGAGCUGAUGGAUGAUGCUGUGUUUGAGUGCCAGGCUGUCCAAGCCGCCAUGAGGUCCCGUCCUGCCCGUCUCACUGUGCUGGUUCCCCCAGAGGACCCAGUCAUCAGUGGAGGGCCAGUAGUGAGUCUUAGGGCUGGUGACCCACUCAAUCUGACCUGUCAUGCUGACAAUGCCAAGCCAGCAGCCUCAAUCAUCUGGAUCCGCAAUGGAGAAGUCCUUAAUGGGGCCAUGUACUCCAAGACCUUGCUCCGGGAUGGCAGGAGAGAAAGCACUGUGAGCACCCUCUACCUAUCACCUUCCAACAUUGAGACAGGUCAGCAGAUCAUCUGUAAGGCCUCCAACAAGGCCAUCCCCAAUGGCAAGGAGACCAGUGUCACAAUUGACAUCCAGCAUCUCCCACUUGUCAAUCUCUCAGUGGAGCCUCAGCCUGUUCUUGAGGGCAACCUUGUGAAAUUCCACUGCUCUGCAAAGGCCAAUCCUCCAGUCACGCUCUACAGGUGGGCCAAAGGAGGAAGUAUAAUCAAGGAGGUUUCUGGGGACACAUAUGAGGUUAUUGUGGACCACUCCUACUUUACAGAACCUGUUUCCUGCGAGGUUACCAACCCACUUGGCAGCACCAACAUCAGCCGCAAUGUUGAUGUAUACUUUGGUCCUCGCAUGGCAGCGGAGCCUCAAUCCUUGCAGGUGGACCUUGGCUCUGAUGCUGUGUUCAACUGUGCCUGGACAGGAAAUCCCUCUCUUACCAUAGUAUGGAUGAAGAGAGGAUCUGGAGUGGUUCUUAGCAACGAGAACCUCCUGACACUGAAAUCUGUGAGACAAGAGGAUGCUGGGAAAUAUGUUUGCCGUGCGGUGGUCCCUCGUGUAGGAGCAGGGGAGAAGGAGGUCUCGCUCACUGUCAAUGGGCCACCUACCAUUUCCAGUACACAGACUCAGCAAGCUUUACAUGGAGAAAAAGGACAAAUCAAGUGUUUCAUUCGAAGUACACCUCCGCCAGACCGCAUUGCCUGGUCAUGGAAGGAAACUGUUCUGGAGUCUGGAACAUCGGGCCGCUACACUGUGGAGACCGUCACCACAGAAGAAGGAGUGAUCUCCACGCUGACCAUGAGUAACAUCGUUCCAGCUGACUUCCAGACCAUCUACAACUGCACAGCAUGGAACAGCUUUGGAUCUGACACCGAGAUCAUACGCCUUAAGGAACAAGGUGGGAGCCAAGAGUCUCUCCCAGUGGCGGUGAUCAUCGGAAUUGCUGUGGGAGCUUUUGUGGCCCUCAUUGUCCUCAUGGGCACCAUUGGAGCAUUCUGUUGCACCCGCUCCCAGAGAAAGGAAGCGCACCUGGUUAUGCCCUCACUGCCCGUCUCCAUCUGUGCUCACCAGAGAGAACUUGCAAGCAAAAUUAAGACAGAAAAUCUGAAAGGAGUCGUGUCUGCGAAAAAUGACAUCCGGGUGGAGAUUGUACACAAGGACCACAAUGCAGCACGUGAGAAUGAAGAACACACCUCCAUGAAACAGCUGAUGGUGAGUGUUGAACGAGGAGAGUUCCAGCAGGAGUCUGUUCUGAAGCAGCUGGAGGUAUUACAAGAGGAAGAGAAGGAGUAUCAGCACAUUAAGGACCCAACAAAUGGCUACUACAGUGUCAACACCUUUAAGGAGCACCACACGCCUACCAUGGCUGGCAAUCAGUCCACUGAGACAAGGAACCCCACGAACACAGGUACCCUGGGCAAGCAGCGGGUACCAACUGGCAUGUCGUUCACCAACAUCUACUCCACUCUGGGAGCAGGUCCCAAUCGUCUGUAUGACUACAGCCAACGCUUUGUGCUGGGCAUGGGCAGUAGCUCCAUCGAGCUGUGUGAGCGGGAGUUCCAGCGUGGCUCGCUCAGCGACUCCAGCUCUUUUAUUGACACGCAGUGUGACAGCAGCGUCAGCAGCUACAGUAAGCCAGAUGGCUAUGUGCAGUUCGACAAAGACAGCAAAGCGUCUGCCUCUUCCUCCUCCCACUAUUCCCAAUCCUCGUCGCAGAACUCAGAUCUCACCCGGCCACUCCAGAAGCGAAUGCAGACCCAUGUCUGACCACCAAGGAGGGAGGGAGUUUGGAAACAGUCGGGAUUGUAAAACUGUGUGAGAAUCAGCUCCAAGGAGUCCCUUAAAUUACAAUUUUACUGUUUCCUCUGAAUGCCUGGAGAUGCAGGGGCUGACUGGCUUUAACGUACUGUGUAACUUGGUCAGACUUCUCAGUGUCCCAAAAAGUGGAUCAAGAAGCCUUAUAUUUCCCUCAUUUCCCUGCUUAAACCAUCGGCCUCUUUUUUUUAAACCCAUAAUCGGAAUUGUGCCACAGAGAGGUUAUUUGUCAAUACAGUGACAAAAAUUUGGAAUCUGAACAUUCAAUACUGCAUUCUUCAUCGAGAUUAUUAGCAGAGGGCAGGCAUACCACAAAGGCUGUGUGUGACAAUCAGCCCUGGCAAAGACCAUUUUUGCCUUUUGAAGAUUGUCAUUGAUAAAAACCCAGCACGAAUGGCAUGAUAAUGAGUGUGAGGCAAUGUCCUGCUGCUCUCUUGUAGUUUGAAGCACAAAAAUUAAUGUGCAUGUGGUUUUUAGUUGUUAAAGUGAUAACUCCCUCCCUCACCACCACCUUCCCUUCAAACACUGUAUGUUAAGCUUUCUUGUUAAAGCUGGUCUCCUGUGUAGGUGGAAGAAAACUUUCUCCAUCUCGAACGUUUAAAAGAAAAACUGUUUUUCUCCCCACAGCGGUAUCUGGGCCACAGAGCUGGGCAGAUAAAGAGGGGCUGAGAUCUCAUUUUAAAACCCUGAGUCAUUAUUUUACUGCGACACUCUGCGAUAAAGAAUAUCACUGUACAUAUGUGACUGUAAUUUGUUUUCUACCAUGUAAUUUCUGACUAUUUUUCCUCAUGGAGGACUCUAAAUGAGACAUGAGCGUCUCUUCUUGUCCAUAUCUACUUUGCCUUGAGGGUAUGUUUGAACUGUGUCAAUACAAACUUUGACUAAGUGAAAUGGGCAUACACUAUCAGCUUCUUUUGAUGAUCCUCCGUGCUGUUACCAUAACAAAUCCAGCUCUGAGGCGUGCAGCAGGAAAACACACAAAAGAGUAACACAGGUUGUACUUGUGAGUUUCUCCUGACGCAGAUCAUCAGCCAUAUACUUGAGGGUACCUGUUCGGUGAAAUGUGAACAUAUCUUAGCUGAGCUUCUUAUUGUGUGUGUGUUUUUUUGGUUUUUUUUUGGUUUUUUUUCCCCAUUGCUAUUGCCAAUAUUAGUGUUGACACUGGAGCUUCGAACAUCCUGACUGCAUACUUACCUGUGAUUGUGCUGGUCAUCAUGGGACAUGACAAGCAAAUUUAGAAAAAUCUUUAUUUUGCUGUCUGCUGUUCAUUUUUGGCUACUGUGGAGCGGUUGACAGCGCACUCGAAUCUUUUCAAGCACGUUGUUUUAUUUUCUUGUAUUCAACACUGUAUGUGACAUAUAUGAAACUGGAUUUAUUAUUUAAUCGCUGACACUAUAUUUGUUUUAGUUGAGACUCGAGGGGUUAGUGAUCUAACUUGCAGCUACACAGACACUACUACCUUACGUAAAAUUUCAAAGUGAGCCUUGUUGUCGAGAGUGUUGUAGUCAUGCGUUGUGCAUUUUCUGUGACAGAACACAAAAUAAUAACUGGGGAGGUCAGCUGUUUUUGCAACACCGAACACUGCAGAUUUGUGUAUAGUGCAGAUACUGUAAUGCAGUUGGACAAACAUAUAUUUUCUCUUUAUUGUAAACACGCAGCACACUUUUCCAGUUAAUUUUGAACCACUGAGUGAGAUGCAAACCCAACAAAAUCUGUGAUCAAAACUCGUUUGCUGUCUUCUUAAGCUGUGUUAUAGCAGCCUUUUAUUGAUUGAAGAGCAACCUUCAACAUGGAUCAUUUCUGUAAGUCACAGUUACAACAUUUAUUACAUCACAUUUGAUUUUAGCCAUCCAAAUCCUCAUAUGUCUAUUGACUUACAUGGCCUGUUCCUGCCAUAUAAAAUAUUAUUUGAUCAGUUCUUUUAAGGGCAAAUAGGAGUUCCGGGAAAAUAACAACAGACCACUGUAAAAUAAUCCUAAAACAGUGGCUUGCAAUGUCAGUGUUUGUCAAAUCAAACAAAAACUAAGAAAGUACAUUAAGUUACAAUAUCUUAUCUAAUUGUGUUGUGUCCUCCAUAGUGAAGCAACCAACUGGGAUGAAGUCCGCCUGGAACAUUGAAAUCUGUUUCUAAACCCAUGCAAAGCCAAGCAUGGCGUUUUUAACAAAAGCAAGUUGUUGUUGUAAGCACUUUACAUAUGAUUAUAUUCAAAGCAUUUGAAUGGGGUUUUCCACUUGAGUGGCAGUGGUUUGGACUCUAAUUUUACAAAUGGAUUGGUGCCCAUUGUACAGUUUAAGACAAAAAGCUCUGUUUCAACGCUGAUAAUCCAGCUUGGCACUUAACAGACUGUAUAUAAAUCUCUAAUGCUGUCUUUCUGUGUAUAUAAUUUCUCCUGGAUUUCCUUUCUUUCUCAGUCAGAUUUCAUUAUGUUAGAGCUCAACAAAUCCACAUGGCAUCAAAACUGCACGACAGACAAUCAUCUUUUCUUUGUUUCCUUUUCAAAAAUUUCAUCAACCUUACUUGUUUCUCACAAAUUACAUGAAAGGCUUGUGUGAGCAGUUUCUCUUCCCCCAGAUCUCAUGGGGAAAACUCUGUACACCAAGCACAUGGGGGGCUAUAGGAUGAGAAGCUGAGCUUUGCUGCUACAGCUUUGAAGUGAGAUGCAGUAAGAGGUUAUUAUACCUUCAGCCCUUCUGAGGGAUGCCCAGCAAUAUAUUGAAUUUGGCACCAUGAUGACUGUCAAGUAAGUCUGUGCCAAUUUUUAUUCAUUUCUCUCAACAUUUAUGAGUUUAGGAUUAAAUUCUUACCUUGAUAUCAGCAGCAGUAAAUUGCAGUGUGAUCUAGUUUGCAAGUGGACAAGAUUCGUUUUUCAUUUACAUUAUUAUUUGCAUAUAUUAUGCAUCAUUUUACAUCCACAGCAUCAGAAUUGUUCACCGUUGAAAACUUGUCAUAACGCAGACAUGCAGCAUCUCUCCACCUAAAAACAACAUAAAUUGACUUUCCUGUCCAAAGGGCCCAGUUUUACUUAUCUAAUUCAGGUCUCGCACUGAUCCAAACGUAAUGCAUUUUCCCAGUCCAGAGAAUCUGCACACUGCACAGCAAACAGAUAAAUAUUUGAUAGGCCAGCCUUCUGUCCCAUCCCCCAUGGCAGCAACCACAGUGGGCAUGAGAGCAGCACAGAAUGUGAGUGCCAUGUCAGUCUCUGGGAAUCAAAGCCCAUGUGGGGGACAAAGUGUGCCCUGUUCACCUGCGGACGCCUCUCCGGCUGGUGCUGGCGGCGCCUGUUUGCCUGGCUACGAGCACGGCACAGAUGCCAGGCCAUAACAGAUGAAUAAACACAAAGACCCAGAACAAUUACAAGGGGUUGCUGCCCUUUCCCUCAUGAAACAAAGCAACCCUUUCAUAGCGGAGGAUGCAGGGCAGUCUAUUAUUCAGAGAUGCUAAAAACUAGCCUUUGGUACACUCAACAUUCUCUAAGGUGAAAGACAGAGGUUAUGAGCAGUGUGAAGUUAAGACUGGUUGGUAGAUGUUUGUAAUGGUUCCACUGCCCACCGGCUAUGUUAUAUUUGUUUACUGCACAAAACUUUUUGCUUGGUCUGAAUAAAAUGGAAAAGAAAUGGAUAAAAAAUUGCUGAACAUUAGUACUGCCAGUUUCUCGCCUAUGCCUGCAAAGGGUGGUUUACACGAGGCUAUUUGAAGUCUCGCUCAUUGUAUGAUAGGUGUUACUGUCCAUGAUGGAACACAUUAGAGAUGGUGCCCUUUGCAACAUUGAAUUGAUCAUAAAAACCUUUUCUUUACUGUGUAAAUGCUAUCUAUCACUGUUUCUCUCUUUCUCUUUCACUUCUUUUCUACCAAUCAAUACGCUGUUAGUACUUCAAUAACAAACAGCUGUAAGGAAAAAAGGCCUGGACUAAAUAGCAUUUGCAAAUAAUCCGCAGAGUUUGCUUGAGCCUGCAGGGCACACCAGGAGUCAGUGUGCUUUGUUUUUCAGCAUACAAUAUGUACAAUAAGUCACAGACAAUUGAAAGAAUCACAGAAAGACAUUUGAAAGUCAAAUGAAUACGCUUCUCUGCGAUUGGUUGAAUUGUUCUCUACUCUGAAUGAUACAAACUAGUUUGCAAAUAUUGUGUAACCCAGGUCUGAAAAAGUACUUAACUGAGAAGGUCAUUUCAAGAAUUUGUAUAAAUAGUGAUACAUAAGCAUAAUUGUUAUGAAAAAACAACAUGUAAAUUCUACUGGGUAAACCACUAUUUUCAGGCUGUGGCCCUCUGUAUCUAAGAAAAAAAGAAAAAUGGAUGUAUUUUAACUGUACUGGUCUGUGAAUCUAUGAUGCUUUUGCUCUGUAUAUUUGGAGAAUAAAAAUGAUGUUUGAGUUUGUGUUUAUGUUGCACUGCUGUCUGUCAGUGAGAAUGACUAGGGGUCACAUGGGAUG
Scatophagus argus is the source of this 7312-nucleotide messenger RNA. It is a transcript of the gene kirrel3b, whose product is annotated as kirre like nephrin family adhesion molecule 3b. Lineage: Eukaryota; Metazoa; Chordata; Actinopteri; Scatophagidae. The coding region runs from base 426 to 2834 and encodes 802 amino acids. Gene Ontology annotation, biological process: cell-cell adhesion; synapse assembly. Gene Ontology annotation, molecular function: cell adhesion molecule binding. The transcript has 16 exons. The record is from RefSeq and is a predicted model, not a curated record. Gene Ontology annotation, cellular component: cell-cell junction.